This is a messenger RNA of Ictalurus furcatus (blue catfish), 5531 nucleotides long. Its product is annotated as junctional adhesion molecule-like. Gene Ontology annotation, cellular component: external side of plasma membrane. Bases 90 to 1082 code for a protein of 330 amino acids. The record is from RefSeq and is a predicted model, not a curated record. The transcript is spliced from 7 exons. NCBI's taxonomy places the organism in Eukaryota, Metazoa, Chordata, Actinopteri, Siluriformes, Ictaluridae. Gene Ontology annotation, biological process: immune response; cell surface receptor signaling pathway; positive regulation of T cell proliferation.
UGAUAGUCACACUAUAUAACAGAGAGACACUCAGACAGUGUGUGUGUUUUUCACUUUGAGGGACUGGUGUGUGUGCAGAAGAAUCAGUAAUGAUGAAGUGUUUGUAUCUUUUGUCUGUUGUGUUUCACGUCGCUGCAGGCUGUUCUCUCUCUGGUGAUGAUAAUCUGAGAGAAAUCACAGGGCACAAUGGUGGUUCAGUGCUGUUACCCUGCUCCUGCUCUGACCUGGACACCAAACCUCAGAAAUUCACCUGGGAGACCUACAGAACUGGACAUCUUAUAGAAGUGUUAAAUGAUGAACACUACCAUAGCAGACUUCAGGUGUUUAAUCACAGUUCUCCUGCUAAUCUGUCUCUGUUCAUAUCUGACCUGAGAGAAGAGGAUCAGGGAGUCUACAGGUGCAGCACUGAAAAGGAGCACAGAGACAUCUGGCUCUAUAUUAAAGGCUGUGAGCUGGUGAAGAAGGCAGGGGUAGAGCGUGUGACUGGGUUCACAGAAGAGUCUGUAGUUCUGCCCUGCGUCUGCACUGACCUACAGGACAAACCAAAGGCUGUAAAAUGGCAGUUUAAUGGAAUCAGAGAUGUUCACGAAAUUUACCCUGAACAGACUGGACAUCACAGAAACAGAGUCAAACUGGUCAGUAACAACGCUCCAGGAAACCUCUCUCUACUCAUAUCAGACCUGACUGAAGAGGACCAGGGAGUCUACAGAUGUUCUGUACAGGCUGAUAGAAGAGAUUUCAUACUAUCUGUUAAAGUAGGAAGAAGAGAAACUUCAAAAACAGGCACAACACCUUCAUCAGAACCGCCUCAGUGUAAAACAACAAACUCUCCACCUGCAUCAUCCUCAACAACACUGGAACAAGAUAAACAGCAAACACACAGGAACCUCCCUCUAGUUUUCAGCAUUCUGGCGUUUUUAUUGUUGGUGAUACCCGGUGUAGUGGCAUUUAUUUUUUGGAGACGCAAAGGAGGAAGAUGUGGAGAGAACGUGAUUACUGAAGGACUUCCAGACUGUAAGAGAAAGCAGAAGGAUCAGACUGAACCUGAUGUUGCUUACAGUACUCUACUGUUACCCACAUGAACACAGCCGGAGCAGCACGGGUCCAGAUCAACGCUGGAGACAUAACUGAAUAUGCCAGCAUUAUAACAAUCUAAUCCACAGUAAAUAGCUAGAAUAAUACUGAAUACAUACAGCAUAUUAAAUACACACCAUGGUAAGCACAGAAUUCACAAUACUGGCUUUGUUUUACUUUGUUCAAUACUGUGACUUUUUUUUUUUUUUUACCAUAAAUAGCAGAUUUAAUCAUAUUUGUGUGCUGAUGGAUAAUCCUGCAAAUUGUAUUUUAAAUGUUUGUGUCAUUUUAUGUCAUUUGUGUACCAUACUUAUAUCACGCUUAAAAAAUAUAAUGUUCUAGAAAAGUUUUGUCAUCACCCUGUUUUUGCGUAAGAUGACUGCUGUAGAAGUUCUUGUUUGUGACUGUCAUGGGAAAGUCUCUCUGGACUGAAUGUGUGUUUCUAAACUAGUUGUUGGGAAAUUGUUGUGAAAAUGUCCUUGUAGCAGGUUAAAGGGUGCAUGAUAGUGUGCUUGUUGAGUGUGGAGUAUCACACAGUAUUCUCUGUGCAUGGCACAACUUUCGUUAACUAAUGCUGUGAGAAAGAGGAAGUAGCCAUUUUCCCAUCAGUCCCCACUGCCCUGGCCACAGUCUUGUGGUCCCUCUGACAUGCUGAGUGUCUCAAAGUGGCUCUGAAGUACCAUGAGAACGCUAGUUAUGCAUGCAACUGUGGUUUUAUAAACUGCUAAUACUUGUCAGAGUCGUGUGUAUGACCUUGCAACAAAGUCAUAAAGUGACAUGAUUGUAAUUUAGCAUCCUGCAGAAUCUCAUAAAGAGAGGCCUUAAAGGACUCUUGCACAUGUGAGGGGGGGAAUUGCUGUUACACCUGCUGUCAGUCUUUAAUAAUGUUUGCCACUUGUCAGAGUGGCUGUGAACCAGCCUCAUGCUGAUGAAUUGUGCAGCUUGUUCCACUGUGAGACCAAGUGCUGAAAAUAGUCAUCGUGCAUGAACCGCUGACAUGAACCACUGGAAAACCACCAGUGUUGAUUUAACACCCACAGAGUUGAAUUCACACCUUUCAGUGUUUAUACGAGUCCACUGGACUCCUAUAAACACUCUGGGUGUUAAUUCAACAAUAAGGAUUUUACUGUGACCAAUCCUGUGGUUGCACGGCAUAGAUGACAUCUAACACCCUUAGCAUUCAGUGUUUUAGCACGGAGGGCCUUUUAGGAACCGGUUCAGCCCUCUCUAAUGUAGAAUUGUAUAGAAAUCAUUUGAACAAUGUAGCACAAGGAGUAGAAUCCUUUGUUUUGUCCCUUUGUGAUAGAAAGUCAGAAAUGUUGAGUAGGUACUUUCCACAUAUCACUUUGCCUGGAUCAUAGCAUCCUCUUUUCCACAAAGACAAGAAGAGAAGGAAACAUAUAGACUAUGGCUUAUAUACAGCAUGGUGCAGCUAUAGGGUUAAUUAAUUUAUUUAUUAAUUCAUCUUCAGUAACUGUUUUAUCCUGGUCAGUGUUGUCAUGGAUUCGGACUCUAUCCCAGCAACACUGGGCACAUGGUGGGAGAAUUCAGAUGGGCACCAUUCAGGGCACCAUUCACACACAUUCACACCUGGGGGCAAUCUAACAGAGUAAACCUGCAUGUUUUUGGACAGUGGGAGGAAACCGCACACACAAACACAAGGAAGACAUGCAAACUUCUGCACAAUCAUUAACAUGGUUUCAUUUUCACCUUUUAAGGAUUUGUAAGGAUCUUGUUGACUGCACAAUCAUGUCUACACACUUUUAUUUUCUGUUCAUGUCAUAUUCUAAGUCUUCCAGGCAUCUCACCAGGUCUAAACAUUUAAGGUAUAAAUGUUUUUAGGUUUUCUUUACAUUAAGUUUCUCACUCUUCUUGGUUUUGCUUGUGCACACACUUCUUAAAUAAUAUAAUAUUCUUAAUAUUCCCAUAAUUUGAAAAUACAUUAGACAUUUUACUUGCAACAUUCAUAAAAUUCCUGUAGCUUGUUUGUAGAUUAUACACGUUCAUACUGUUUGCAGCGAUGGCACAAAAAAACAACUUAAAAACAAAUUUACAGUGGAGCAUGAUAUUUGAAAGUUUUAUUGUAGCACAAACACAUCGCUAAUAUUUUCACAGAAUUUUAUCAGAAUCAUAACGGAUUAAAAUUAUGAAACCAACAACCUCGAAUUUCUCGCUGCAAUAAUUACUGCACACCACCAGUUUUCAAUGCUCUUAAGCUUCAGCUCAAUCAGGAAGAAGCCUCAAGAAGCUUUUUUAGCAGUUCACCAUUUUCUGAAAUCUUAUUUAAACAUGGGAAAAUGUAAAUAAAGGAUUGAAAAUGCUCUUAGGCUGGAUAACAUUAAUAUGAGAAAAGCCGGGGGUGAAAACUAUGUUUUGAUUCAAUCAAACUUUUUUUUUUUAUCCCUCAGAUAGAUAAACAAUUUAGAGAUAAAUGUGAAGCAGAUUUUACCAUCAAAGAAUUCAACCAAGCAGUUAACUGCCUUUGAUAAAUCUCUUGGGGUUUAAAGACAAUCUGCCAACUUUUACAGAUAUUUCUGGAGCUCCUUAUGAGCUGUUUUUGGUUAAGCAAAUGAGAACUUUAUUCUUCACACUUCUUAAGCCAGGAAAAGACUUAAAUUCAUUAGAAAAUAAUCACCCUAUAACUCUGUUAAACACAGACUAUAAAAUGUAGACUCAUGUCUAUGCUUCUCGUUUAAAGAAAAAGGUCUGACACAGGUAGUCAGUGAGACACAAUCUGGCUUUAUGAGACAAAGAUCAAUAUCCGUUUAGUACAAGAUGUUCCUGAUGAUAGUGGUGAGGUUGUUAACGAUAGGUUUGUUCUGUUUCUUGACUUUCAUAAAUAUCCUGAUACAACAGAGCAUCAGUUUAUGGUUACAGCACUUUGGUUUUAUGGGUUCAGGGAAAAGUUUUGCGAGCUUAUUUAAACUUUAUAUUAUAAUACAAAUAGUUGCAUUUCUUUACGAGGACCCUCACAUCUUUUGAAAUCGGUAGAGGUAUUAAACACUGCUGCCCAGUAUAGUUAAAGCCAUUCCACACACACUUAAUAAUGGUGAAAAAUGUUAAAUUCCACAGCUGCCUUAACAUUAUACUCGUCAUACAUGGAUGUGAAAUUCUGGAAGCAGACAUCUCAAUCAGGUCAUUAAAGAAGUAUGUUUGAUGAAGUUUUACAUCCUGUAUCAGGUAAAAGAAACUUAAUUUUGCAUUUAUUUAAUGAAAUUUAAUGUAGGAAAUUUAAUGUAAUGUAGUCCUUCAUUAUCUUUAAAUAAAGCAUUGGCACAAUAAUCUGUACAGCACAUUUUCCUUCUCGGCCCUUGUCAUGACUGAUGUCACUUCCAAAUACAAACACGCCCCACAGUAUAUGUGCACCCCCCUCAGCAGGUUUUUGUGUAAGCCAUCGGAAAUGCAAAUGCAAAGGGAUUUACAUUUACAUUUACAUUGACAUUUAUUCAUUUAGCAGAUGCUUUUAUCCAAAGUGACUUACAAAUGAGAAAAUACAAGCAAAGCGGUAUUUCAAGCAAACAAUACAAGUAGUGCUACCAUACAAGAUCUUUUAAUUGAGUUCCAGAAGAAGUAAAGUGCUCAGAGUAGAGCUGUAAGUGCCAGAGUAAUUUAUUUAUUUAUUUAUUUAUUUAUUUUUUAAAUGGGUUAUGGGUUAGUUAGGUGUUCACGGAAGAGGUGGGUCUUUAGUUGUUUUUUGAAGAUGGUGAGAGAUUCUGCGGUCCGGAUUGAGGUUUGAAGUUCAUUCCACCACUGAGGAACAGUUAGUUUGAAUGUUCUUGAAAGGGACCUUGAGCCACGCUGAGUAGGUACUAUUAAGCAUCAGUCGUUGAUUGAUCGCAGAUUGUGUGAGGGAACGUAAGCCUGCAGGAGAGAGUUUAGGUAGGAGGGUGCUGUUCCAGACAAGGUCUUGUAGGUGAGCAUCAAGGCCUUGAAUUUGAUAUUCCGUUUGAAUUUUGGCAGGCUCCUUACACGACCCCAAGGAAGUGAAAUAGCAAACGGGGUAAAUGGAUGAUCGGUGUAAAUUGUUAUUAGUUUGUUUAAAUAUCUUCUUUUUUUCAUUUAGUACUGCCCUUCAGAAGCUAAAUUUACAAUUUACACUGAUCAUCCUGUUCAAAAGUUGGAUGCAAAGAUGGAUCUGAACAUCAUAUAGUCACUGUUGGAAAGGGCUCAAAUAUACAGAAGAUGCUGGAAAAGUAAAGAAUGUGCCGGACCUGGAGGAUUUUUCUGAAGAACAGUGGGCAGUUUAACUGCUCAGGACAAACAAGGGACUCAUGAACAAUUAUCACAAAACAUAAAAACAGUCAUUGAUCAUCCAGGUAAUGACACACAGUAUUAAGAAUCAAGAGUGGGUAAAUUUUUGAACCGGGUAACUUUUAUAAAUUCAGCUAUUAUAUUGUAGACUAUAUGUUAACAUCUGUUAUGUGAAACUAGUUAUUCAGGACAGGAUUAAAUUUUAU